GGCUCAUGAUGGCGGCAGCUGCAGUAGCGGAGGUGAGCAGUGCCGGCGGCAGCAGCAGCAGCGAUACAUCCAGCACGGGCGAGGAGGAGAGGAUGAGGUGCCUCUUCCAGACCUGCGACGGCGAUGGGGAUGGCUUCAUCAGCAGGAAUGACUUGCUGAUGCUGUGCCGGCAGCUGAAUAUGGAGGCGUCUGUUGCAGAGAUCAUGUGCCAGCUGGGAGCAGAUGAAAAUGGAAAAAUUUCCUUCCAGGAUUUUAGUCAGUGCCACAUGGAACUGGUACAGGAAAUGAAGAAGGAAGAAGUGGAGCUUUCUGUGAAAUCGGAUGACUCUUGUAAAAAGAAAAAGUUAAGGGAUAGAGUAGCUUCCUGGCCAACUAGCAGCAAUAACAGUUUAGGUGCCUUAUCAGGAGCCAGAGAAAGUUGGGAGUAUGAUUCAGGAGCGAGAGAUCUUCAGAGUCCAGACCUCCACAGUCAUUUUCCUCUACAAAAGGUGUUGGGGUAUGGUGGAAGCAAUGUGACUCAACAGGCUACUCUACAAAGACUUCUAGCCCAGUCCUCAAGUUGUAGCAACUCUGUUGGAGGUAGCUACUUGGAACUUGCCAACACUCUUCAUUUAGCAGCCCUGGCUUCAUUAAAGGGAGACAUCGUGGAGCUUAAUAAGCGUCUGCAACAAACAGAAAAGGAGCGUGAUCUGUUGGAAAAGAAAUUAGCAAAAGCACAGCGUGAGCAGUCCCACCUGAUGAGAGAGCACGAGGAUGUGCAGGAGCGAACAACGCUGCGCUACGAGGAGCGGAUCACAGAGCUGCACAGCAUCAUUGCUGAGCUCAACAAGAAAAUCAGCCGGCUGCAGGGAGCAGCCAUAAGGGAGGAGGAUGAGUACUCAGAGCUGCAGUCGGAGCUGAGUCAAAGCCAGCAGGAGGUUAAUGAAGACUCACGCAGUAUGGAUCAGAACUCUGUCUCAGUGCCCGAGAAUCAGUCCACCAUGGUCACUGCAGAUGUGGAUAACUGUAGUGACUUGAAUUCAGAACUGCAGAGAGUGCUGACAGGUCUGGAAAAUGUUGUCUGUGGGAGGAAGAAAAGCAGCUGCAGUUUAUCAGUGGCAGAAGUGGACAGGCAUAUUGAACAACUCACUACUGCCAGCGAACAUUGUGAUUUAGCCAUUAAGACCGUGGAGGAGAUUGAGGGUGUGCUGGGAUGUGACCUUUAUCCACACCUAUCUGAGGAGAGGUCCCGGUGGGAGAAGAACCUAGCUGGCCUGCGGGAAGAAAAUGAGAGCCUCACAGCCAUGUUGUGCAGCAAAGAGGAGGAGCUUAACAGGACCAAGGCCACCAUGAAUGCUGUCCGUGAGGAGAGGGACAGGCUACGUAGAAGGGUUCGGGAGCUGCAGACUCGGUUGCAGAGUGUGCAGGCCACAGUCCCAUCCAGCCCAAGCCGCCUUACUCCUGCCAACCGCCCCGUCAACCCCAGCACGGGAGAGCUCAGCACCAGCAGCAGCAGCAAUGACAUUCCCAUUGCCAAGAUUGCUGAAAGAGUGAAGUUGUCAAAGACAAGAUCAGAAUCUUCAUCAUCUGAUAGACCUGUCUUAGGAUCAGAAAUCAGCAGCAUAGGGGUGUCUAGUACCGUGGCUGAACAUUUGGCACAUUCCCUUCAAGACUGCUCAAACAUCCAGGAAAUCUUCCAGACUCUCUAUUCACAUGGAUCUGCUAUCUCUGAAAGCAAAAUCCGAGAAUUUGAAGUGGAGACAGAAAGAUUAAAUAGCCGUAUUGAACACCUGAAAUCCCAGAACGACUUGCUGACAAUAACACUGGAGGAGUGCAAGAGCAAUGCAGAGAGGAUGAGCAUGCUUGUGGGCAAAUACGAGUCCAAUGCCACAGCCCUCAGGCUGGCUCUGCAGUACAGUGAACAGUGCAUAGAAGCAUAUGAGCUGCUGUUAGCAUUGGCAGAAAGUGAGCAGAGUCUCAUUCUUGGACAAUUCAGAGCUGCAGGUGUUGGUUCUAGUGCUGGGGACCAGACGGGUGAUGAAAAUGUCACACAGAUGCUUAAGAGAGCUCAUGACUGCAGGAAGACAGCUGAGAAUGCAGCAAAAGCCUUGCUGAUGAAGCUGGAUGGGAGCUGUGGGGGAGCCUAUGCAGUCACAGGCUGUAGCGUGCAGCCCUGGGAAAGCCUGUCCUCCAACAGCCACACCAGUACUACUAGCUCAACGGCAAGCAGUUGUGACACAGAGUUUACGAAGGAGGAUGAGCAGCGGCUGAAGGAUUACAUCCAGCAGCUGAAAAACGACAGGGCAGCAGUGAAACUGACAAUGCUGGAGCUGGAAAGCGUCCACAUUGAUCCUCUUAGUUAUGAUGUUAAGCCACGUGGAGACAGCCAGAGGCUGGACCUGGAAAAUGCAGUCCUGAUGCAGGAACUUAUGGCAAUGAAGGAAGAGAUGGCAGAGCUCAAGGCACAGCUUUACCUGCUGGAGAAGGAGAAGAAGGCUUUGGAAUUAAAGCUGAGCACUCGAGAGGCCCAGGAGCAGGCCUACCUUGUCCAUAUUGAGCACUUGAAGUCUGAAGUGGAAGAACAAAAAGAGCAGAGAAGAAGGUCUCUCAGCUCAACCAGUAGCGGAAGCAAAGACAAACUGGGCAAGGAAUGCAGUGAUGGCACCACAACACCACUAACACUCGCUGAGCUGAGACCAUACAGUGAGAGUGAAGUGACUGCUGAGCUGACAAAUGCACUCAGGAGGGAGAAGAAACUGAAAGCAAGAGUGCAGGAGUUAGUGAGUGCUUUGGAGAGACUCACGAAGAGCAGUGAAAUCAGACAUCAGCAGUCAGCAGAAUUUGUUAAUGACCUUAAAAGGGCAAACAGCAACUUGGUAGCAGCUUAUGAAAAAGCAAAGAAAAAGCAUCAAAAUAAGCUGAAGAAACUGGAAUCACAAAUGAUGGCCAUGGUGGACAGACAUGAAACUCAAGUAAGAAUGCUCAAACAAAGAAUAGCUUUAUUGGAAGAAGAGAACUCUAGACCACACACCAAUGAAACUUCACUUUAA
Messenger RNA from Cinclus cinclus, 3029 nucleotides. RefSeq names its product MCC regulator of WNT signaling pathway (gene MCC). Gene Ontology annotation, molecular function: calcium ion binding. The transcript has 20 exons. The coding region runs from base 6 to 3029 and encodes 1007 amino acids. Gene Ontology annotation, cellular component: cytoplasm. NCBI's taxonomy places the organism in Eukaryota, Metazoa, Chordata, Aves, Passeriformes, Cinclidae. Gene Ontology annotation, biological process: negative regulation of canonical Wnt signaling pathway. The record is from RefSeq and is a predicted model, not a curated record.